This is a messenger RNA of Ooceraea biroi (clonal raider ant), 2597 nucleotides long. RefSeq names its product ornithine decarboxylase 1. NCBI's taxonomy places the organism in Eukaryota, Metazoa, Arthropoda, Insecta, Hymenoptera, Formicidae. The record is from RefSeq and is a predicted model, not a curated record. Gene Ontology annotation, cellular component: cytoplasm. Gene Ontology annotation, molecular function: ornithine decarboxylase activity.
AUGAAGGUAACAGAUCACGAUGAACGCAUUCAUGUGUUGGACAACAAGUCCAACGUUAUGACCGUUAUCAAAGAUAUCGCAAUGAGUGGUUUACAAGAAGAAGCUUUCUACGUAUUGGAUAUCGGAGAUAUUGUACGAAAGCAUCAAAUUUGGAAAGAAAAGUUGCCACGAGUUGAGCCCUACUAUGCUGUAAAAUGUAAUGAUAACUUGCUGGUAAUUGAAGUAUUAGCAGCUCUUGGUACCGGUUUCGAUUGUGCAUCCAAGAAUGAGAUAAACAAAGUAUUAAGUGUCGGUGUGGACCCAUCAAGAAUUAUUUUCGCUAAUCCAGCUAAACCAGCUUCACAUAUUCGUCACGCUGCUGCAAUGAGAGUGGAUACCAUGACAGUGGACAAUGAAAGCGAAUUGCACAAAAUCAAAAAACUUUUCCCAAUGGCGAAGAUUGUUUUACGGAUUCGUUGCGAUGCAGAGGUAGCCCUGUGUCCUCUUGGCAUGAAAUUCGGCUGUGAUCCGAUACACGAGGCUCCCGGUCUUUUACGUCUUGCGCAUACUUUGGGUCUUAACGUAGUGGGCAUUAGUUUCCACGUUGGUUCCGGAUGUCAAGAUCCACCAGUGUACCAUCGCGCUAUUUAUCAUUGCAAGAUUCUUUUCGAUAUGGCUGAAAAUCUUGGUUUUAAACCAUAUUUAUUGGAUCUUGGUGGCGGUUAUCCAGGCAAUAAAGGCACAUCCAUCGACAAAAUGGCUGAAAUUAUCAACAAAGCUCUCGACGAAUAUUUUAAUACUGACGCUGUUCAUGUGAUCGCGGAACCAGGCCGUUUUUAUGUUGCGUCUGCAUUUACAUUGGCAACAAGUAUCCAUAGCAAACGCUCUGUACGCGGAGACGAAAAUUCUUCUAUGGCGGUUACGCACAAUAUGUAUUACAUUAACGAUGGCGUUUAUGGUUCAUUCAAUUGUCUGUUAUAUGAUCAUCAGCAUGUAAUUCCAAUUCCACUUAAGAAUGGUUGCGGAAAGAUGAUACCUUCGAGCAUAUGGGGCCCGACGUGCGACGGAUUGGAUAAAGUUGUCGAAAAUGUCAUGUUACACGACAUGGAGCUUGGUGAUUGGAUUAUUUUUGAAAACAUGGGUGCCUACACCUUACCCGUUGCUUCGCCAUUCAAUGGAUUUCCGAUUCCUAAGGUUCAUAUUGUAGCCGAGGAAGACAUUUGGCUUCUACUAAAGGAUGCUCUGCCUUUAACUGAACAUCACUUCGUUAUUGGUAAUACACCAGCUAACUUGCGUCUUGGUCUCGAUAUCGCAGGGAACAAUAUUGAUCCAUGGGGAGUUACUGAUUCAACAAUCGAUUUAGCAUCGCCUGAAAUAAUGGCAGAUUCUCCUGAUACUCCAUCAUUCAUGUAUGAUUUUGUUGAGGCGCCACUAAAUUAAUCAUUCUUGGUGAUUGUCUUGCAGUGUUAAAACACACAUGCAUUUUAAAAAUCACGCGCGUAUCUUGAUAAUUCUUAUGGGAUAGUUUACUUUUUUUUUUCCUUUUUCUUUCUUUUAAUAUACAUAUAAUGAACACGUAAAAAUUAUUUAAAUAGCAUAAUUUUACAUAUUUUCUUUUACUUUUUCUAAAACUUUCUAAAAUAACUGUUUAAACAGAAAUGUCUGUCAGUCGUAUCUAUCUCACAUGCAUUGGGUUCGAUUGCAGUCGAUAGACCUCUUUUAUCAGGCAAAUUCUUCAAAGUUACUUUUCUUUGCUCAUUUUCGUGAAAAAUUACGCUAAUUUCUAGUAAUAAUUAAAGAUUAGCAAAUAAGAGUAAGUUAAGUAAAAAUAAAACUGGCUCCUUUGACAUUAUAAAUGAAAAGUAACAUUUACAAUUGUCAAUUUCUUCUGUCUCUGAUAGACGAACAUAUGGUGGAUGUUUAAUCGUAUAUGUGUGCUUCCUACAUGUUAUCUGUCUAAUAGAGCGUAUUAUAGCUCAUACAUUUCUGAAUACAAGUAUCGGUAUCUCAGAAGAAUAGCUUGCCAUAUCUUUUUUCGCAAUCUUUUUCUACAAUUUAAUAAAAUAAAAAAUUUAAACGAGCUAUAACUUGUUCUUUGAACAGAAAUCAUAUGCAUAUGGAGUAAACGUAAUUUGACACUAGAAAUAUCUCUUUCUGUACAUUACAAACAGACGUGUCGAUACAUAACGACUUAAAUAUUAAUUCAAACUAUAAUUUAGUUUUGUGGUUUGAUUAUUUAACGUAAGAAGAUAUUUUUUUAGAAGACUUGGGCAAUUACUCGAGGCAAGUUGAGAAAUGUUAUUUGAAACUAUUUCCUAAUUAAGACUUUGAAACAUUAAGAAAAAAGGAACUUAUAAGAUAUUAACAUAUACAAUAUACAAUAUUAUAUUAGCUAUAAAUGCAUUUCCUAAAAUUUAUUUGCUAAAUAAAGCAAAUAUAAACUCUGUAGAAUUGCUAGGAACUUCAACGGCAUUGAGGCAGCUGUCAUGUGAAAAGAAUGUAAUUGAUUUUUUAUUAUUAUGAUUGUAUUAUAUGUCUACUAUUAUUAUAAUAUUAUUAUUACUAUUAUUAUUGUGAAUUAAGUAUGAAUAAUGGAUUAAUAAAUGCAAUAAAAUGCA